AUGGUAGGCAUACAUGAGAAGAGACUGCGGAAGUGCCUGUCCAAAUUGAAAGGGAUAGAGAAAGUAGAAGUGGAUGCAAAUAGUCAGAAGGUGGUUGUAACAGGGUAUGCACAUCGGAACAAGAUACUUAAAGCAGUGAGAAGAGGCGGUUUGAAAGCUGACUUCUGGUCUGCCCAAAAUGAGCUACUCAGUGCAUAUGCCAGUGCCAGUUACGGAAGCUUGAGAUUCAACAACUUCAGCUUGUUCUAG
Ilex paraguariensis (yerba mate) is the source of this 249-nucleotide messenger RNA. Lineage: Eukaryota; Viridiplantae; Streptophyta; Magnoliopsida; Aquifoliales; Aquifoliaceae. The record is from the annotation of a GenBank genome assembly.